GCUUCGAGAGACCACCCGCAUCAUCGAGGUAAAACAGGCUGCAGACCCCACAUUUGUAAGCUCCCACGUGUGUAAUGGUGACCAGGAUACGCGCCGCGCUGCUGCUCGCGCUGGCGCGCGUCGGGGCGCUCGUCGCGCCGCCCUCCCUGCGGAGACGACCGGCCCCACGUCAGGCGACGGCGGUGCAGGACCUGAGCGGCGACGGCGGCGUGCUGAAGACGGCGACGACGGGCGACGGCGCGCCGGCGUUCGGGAACGACGGGGACGUCGCGUUACUGACGUACGAGGCGCGGACGGCGUCCGGCCAAUUGCUGGACAGGGGCGUGCAGACGCAGUACACCGUCGGCGACCAGCAGUUCAUCCCGGGCUGGGAUCUUUGUAUUCGGAGCCUCGCGGUCGGGGAGCGGGCGUCCUUCGCCGUUUCCAGUGAUUACGCGUACGGUAUCCAGGGCGUCCCGCCCGCGGUCCUCGCGAACGAGCCGCUGACCUUCGACGUGACCGCUCUGGAAUAUCGGGGCAACAUCCAGACGUCGGCGAGCUUCGCGAGCGACGCGCCGCUGACGCCGCGGACGCCCGGCUCGAUCAAGGCCGAGUUCGAACGACGGCAGGCGGAAAAAGCGGUCCGCGCGUCGAGCGACCGCGCGCUCCGCGACGAGCGCGACGCCGAGGCCUCGCCCCUAGAUCAGGUGAAGAACGCGUUUGGGGACCUCGGCGACAAGUUCUUCGGCGACGAGGGCUUUUACUUCUUCGGCUUCUUCGAGUCGGCGACGGGCGAGGAGGCGCCCUGGUACCUGAAGCCCUACCUGACCUUCCCGGCCAUCUUUUUGGGGGUGGCGCUGAGUUUCUACGGGCUGCUCCAGACGGACGUGAUUGUAUUGAGAGGCGACAACAGCCCCAUCCCGGGGCAGCAGGGCUUCACGCUCUCCGACUAAUAUCA
Molecule: messenger RNA, 937 nt
Organism: Pelagomonas calceolata
Lineage: Eukaryota; Pelagophyceae; Pelagomonadales; Pelagomonadaceae
Source: the annotation of a GenBank genome assembly